Messenger RNA from Striga hermonthica, 1137 nucleotides. The record is from the annotation of a GenBank genome assembly. NCBI's taxonomy places the organism in Eukaryota, Viridiplantae, Streptophyta, Magnoliopsida, Lamiales, Orobanchaceae.
AUGUUUUUCCCGGAGGCGAAGAAGAUGGGAACUGCAGCGGUAAUGGUGUUGAUUGCUUUACUGUGCUGCGACGUCGCCGCCGCCGGCCAUCAGCGGCGGCAGCUGAGGUUCGAUGGCAAGAAGGGAGAUUUCAGGAUUUUGCAGGUGGCGGACAUGCAUUUCGCCGACGGUCGGAAAACGCCUUGCGAGGACGUCUUCCCCCAGCAGAUGAAAACUUGCUCCGAUCUCAACACCACCGCCUUCAUCCGCCGCCUUAUUCGAGCCGAGAAACCUGAUUUUAUUGUUUUUACGGGGGACAACAUCUAUGGGUUUGAUGCGAGUGAUGCUGCAGCAUCGAUGAAUGCCGCAUUUGCCCCCGCUGUCUCAUCGAACAUUCCGUGGGCUGCUGUUCUAGGCAAUCAUGACCAGGAGUCUACGUUGUCUAGGGAGGGCGUGAUGAAGCAUAUAGUUGGCAUGAAGAACACCUUGUCACAGCUUAAUCCUCCCGGAGUUCGUAUUAUCGAUGGAUUUGGAAACUACAAUUUGGAGGUCCACGGUGUCGAAGGUUCCCACUUGGAGAAUAAAUCAGUUAUGAACCUCUAUUUUUUGGACAGUGGGGAUUACUCGACCACUCCGUUGAUUCCUGGCUAUGGUUGGAUUAAACCCUCUCAGCAGCUCUGGUUUCAGCGUACUUCACUCAAGAUUCGGAGGAGUUAUAUGAACAAGCCAGAACAGCAAAAUGGUCCAGCCCCAGGGCUUGCGUACUUCCACAUUCCACUACCCGAAUACGCAAGCUUCGACUCGUCAAACUUUACAGGCGGCAAACAGGAAGGCAUUAGCUCGGCAUCUGUGAACUCUGGAUUCUUCACGACAAUGGUGGCGGCAGGGGACGUGAGGGCCGUCUUCACGGGCCAUGAUCACUUAAAUGACUUCUGCGGCCAAUUAAAUGGCAUAAACUUGUGUUAUGCUGGUGGCUUUGGGUACCAUGCCUACGGGAAGGCUGGGUGGGCCAGGAGGGCUAGAAUGGUAAUUGCAUCUCUCGAGAAAACGGGAAAAGGAUUGUGGGGCCCCGUGAAGUCAAUCAAGACGUGGAAACGUCUCGAUGAUGAACACCUCACCGCCGUUGAUGGCCAGGUGCUGUGGGCCAAGCAGUGGUAA